This is a messenger RNA of Funneliformis mosseae, 327 nucleotides long. The record is from the annotation of a GenBank genome assembly. NCBI's taxonomy places the organism in Eukaryota, Fungi, Glomeromycota, Glomeromycetes, Glomerales, Glomeraceae.
AUGGAUGCUAAUAACCAUGAAAUUGAAACUCAAUUCGAUAAAUUAAAUGUCUCAGAUACGAAAUGUUCUUAUAGCGAUUACGGAAGUAGGAAAAAGUAUGGUUCUGGACCUACGAAGAUUGCUUUUAAAAGGUUAAAUGGAUCACGAGACAUGUCAGCCAAAAAUUUUAGUGAGCUUAAAGCACAUUGGGAUUCUUUCAAAACAGGUGAAUGUUAUAAAAAUGACAAAGAAUAUGGAUAUUAUGGAAAAGAAAUAAAGGAAGCAGAUAAAGAGAUACCAAAUAUUUCAAUUUCACGCAAAACUAAUCCUGAUUCUAUAUAUAUAUAA